Vollenhovia emeryi is the source of this 1069-nucleotide messenger RNA. RefSeq lists its product as uncharacterized. The record is from RefSeq and is a predicted model, not a curated record. The transcript has a single exon. The coding region runs from base 1 to 663 and encodes 220 amino acids. Lineage: Eukaryota; Metazoa; Arthropoda; Insecta; Hymenoptera; Formicidae.
AUGCCCCCACUCGAGCUGGUGGCAGCCGCGUAUGCGGAGGCAUAUCGGCGCACCAGAGAGCUGAGGGAGCGGGGCAUUCCGGUCACGGCGGGAACGCGGAGGCUCCUCGGACUCCAGGCGAAGAGGGCGACGAGGGAGGAAUGGCGCGUGUGGCUCACAAAGCCUAACACUUUCGGCAAGCGCACGAUAAACGCCAUCCUCCCUCGUCUCGAUGACUGGAUAGAUCGCCAGUGGGCCAGAUCGUCCUAUAGGACGACGCAGGUACUCACUGGGCAUGGAUGCUUCGGUGAGUACCUGCAUAGGAUAGGGCGCGAGCCGGACGCGCGGUGCCAUCACUGCGGAGGCAAAGAGGACUCGGCGCAACACACCCUAGAGGUGUGCCCGGAAUGGGCAGAGAUGCGCCGGGUCCUCACUGACAAAAUCGGGCGUGAUCCCACGCCCCGAGCCGUCGUAGAGGCGGUAACAGACGAGGAGGGAAAUUGGGAUGCGUUCUCCUCCUUCUGUGAACACGUUCUGCGGCAGAAGGAGGAGACGGAGCGGAUUAGGAGGGGAGAGGCAAACCCUCCAGCUAAUUCGCAACGAGGAGGAGCGGGGGCCGCGCAAGGACAGCAGAGAGGGAGAGGAGCGCGACGACUGCCGGCCCACUUAAGACCCUGGAGAUAGAGAGGAAAGUGGCAGUCCGUAAAGGAUAGCCAUGCCUCUUGCAAGCAUAGGAGAGGCCGGCCGACACAUGAAGGCUAGCGAACACCAAUACAAGAUGCAUAGAGGGAUGAUCCCAUUUUUUCCAAGCGUACGGGUGCCGCUAUCGAAUAGCCCCGGGGUAGCCCCUGCCUGUCGUAAAAGGCGACUAAAAGGGGAGGAGGAGAAGAAUAAGGAAGCGAGAUGGGAUCAAGUUAGGGUGGGUCAAGGACUGGAGACCCUUGGCUCACCCGCCCCCCUAAAAAGACAACUAGGGGGCGCGGCGGGAGGCCUGGUGGCACCCCCGCCGCAUUUCCAAUGAAAGGAGGAGAAAGGCCCUUUUAAGGGCCGCGCGGGAGUUUAAGUACCGCGAGAUGGGCGCGAAGUCACG